UGGGAGAAAAGGAAGACUGAAGAAUUGCGCGCGCCUCACGCCGGCGCAGUGAGGUUGGGAAGGGACGGAGGGGCUGGCGCGUGCGCACUGAGCAGCUGUUUUGGCGGGCGUUGCGCAGAAGCGGCGGCUGUGAGGGGGUACAAACCAGGGAGGGGGAAGUUGGUUUCGCACCGAGCCUGUUACUUUCCCCAGGAAUUGGGUAGCCUUUGUGCAGUAGGUGCAACUUCUGCGCUAUGGGAAAGAGAAACAGGAGGACAGCAGAUAGUUCGUCCUCUGAAGAUGAGGAGGAAUAUGUUGUGGAGAAGGUUCUAGACAGGCGUGUUGUGAAGGGUCAAGUGGAGUAUCUUCUCAAGUGGAAAGGAUUCUCUGAGGAACAUAAUACUUGGGAGCCUGAGAAGAACCUUGACUGCCCUGAACUGAUUUCUGAGUUUAUGAAAAAAUACAAAAAAAUGAAGGAAGGUGAGAACAAGCCCCGGGAGAAAUCGGAGAGUGCCAAGCGGAAGUCAAGCCUUGCCAACAAUACUGAGGACAUCAAAGCCAAAAAGAAGAGAGAGAGCACCGAUAUUGCCAGGGGCUUUGAAAGAGGAUUGGAGCCGGAAAAGAUCAUCGGAGCCACAGACUCCUGCGGCGAUUUAAUGUUCCUAAUGAAAUGGAAAGACACGGAUGAGGCUGACCUGGUUCUAGCGAAAGAAGCCAAUGUCAAGUGCCCUCAGAUUGUGAUAGCGUUUUAUGAAGAGAGACUGACCUGGCAUGCAUAUCCAGAAGACACUGAAAACAAAGAGCGGGAAGCAGUGAAAAGCUAAAGUGGCCAGGGUCCUCUGUCCAUCCAUAGUUGUACAUAUCCACCCUCCCUUCCCCCCUGCCCAAACGCAUCCAUGACAAUGUGCUUAUUACUGUGCUCCACAGGAGAAAUGUUGAUAUUGGUUGGUUUAGUCAUAACAUAAAUGGUGUGUGAGUCAUGUUCGGUUUCACUCCAAGAGAUUGACAUGCUAUGUAUAUUCCUCCCUCCCCUUGUCUCUCAAUCCGAAAAGAAAAGAAAAGAAAAGGUUCUCACUUUGAAAGCCCUCUUGGAACCUCCAGGCCAUUUCCUCCCCUGCCUGGUUGUUACUUCUUCCUCAUGUUGAGUAUAAUUGUUUCCCAUUUGCCUAAAAGAGGGCUGUAAAAGUGAUGGGAGGUACUGGCAUUCUGGGAAGACCCGUCUGACUCAGCACACUCCUUGAAUUCUGAGAUUAUCCAAAUAACAGUCAAGCCAGGACUACAUGGGGCUAUUUCCAGUUGUUUUAAAAACUGCUGACAUCUUGCUAGAAUUGGGUUCCAGUAUGCUGGACAGCAGUUCUCAUCUUGACUCCUAGUGCUAGUCUCACUUGUUACCAGCCCCACUCAUUCAACACUCUAUUUUCUAGCUGCAGGGCAGGAAUAGGUCAUUUGGGAAGGCAAGCAGUAGAAACUAGUUAGCUGGUAAGGACAGUCUCCUCUUUUUUUCAGCCUAUCUUUUCAUGUAAUCAAAAUUCUGUAUCCUACUACUCCCUCCCUCUUUGUUUAUUUUAAUCUUGUAUUAACUGUGUGUUACAUGGAUAUGAGCGUAGCAGCCCAUCCAAAUUUUGUGCCAUACUUGAGAUCCUUCUCUGUUAGGGCUGUUCCAAAAAUGCCCAAAAAUUGUGGUUCCAAAAUUAAUUUCUUUCUGGGCUCUGUUGUCAUUAGGAUGACCCCUUAGGUGCUUCUUCAGAUGUGGCUGGCGUCCCGGAUAUAAUAACCUCUGUUGGAGGAUCUGCCCCUUUAUUUCCAUCAUUUUACCCGGUGCAUGUGUGUGUGUGUAUGCGUGUGUGUAUUUUUAAGGAAAACAGCCGGAGGAGCUGCCUCAUAUGAACAUGCUUUGCUUUCAAGCACCUGAUUGUACAUUGCACCCUGAUCUAGAAAGGUUCAGGAGAGGCAUGAGUUGUUCUGGACUGACAUUUAUUGUUCACUUUGGCUGCCACCUGAACAGUAUCCCAUUUUUCUGCACCAGCAAUGUGGCAGCUAAAUGAUUCCAUGUUGAGGGUGUUGGGGUUGCUAACACUAAGAAGUCAUUUCAGCAGUUGCAUUUCCCUUCUUGUUCCAUAUGGUGAGUGGCUGGAGGACCAAGUCACAGAAAGCAGGUAGUGGAAUCCCUUUCCUUAGUGCCCUUUCCUCAUGACAAUGCCCAUGCAUGUUUUUUGACAUGGAAUGUCUGUGUUGUGUAGUAUAGGUAGGAUUUUAGGGCCCUUUAGAGUUUGAUGCUGGCUAAUAUUUUCAUCUUCACUUUCCCUCAUUGCAGAUGGAUUUUGGUGUAACUCCUGGCAAUAAGGCAAAGCUGAAAGUAUUAACACUUAUAUGUCAUCAGCUGAGUUUUUGGAUGCCAGAGGGGAGCUGAGCAUCGUACAUUCUGGCAAUAGACUUGAUGGGAGCAUGCAAAAGGAUCAGUUUGAAAUGGGUUAGGCUUCUAACUGUGGAACUGAAAUGUCACCAGUCCUUCCGUUGCCUUCAAAUCUCCUUUCAGGGACUGGGACUUGGCUCUUUUGCUGCCCACCCACCCACCCACCCCUGCUGUCCGAGCCACUUUCUUCUUGCUUUUUAUAGGGAUAAGGUGUGUUUCCACCAAUGCAAAUCCAUGUCUGGUGCCAGUCUUUGGUUCAGUUUUGCAUUGUGAACUUUUUAGCUUCCUCUUUUUUCUACAGCAGACAAUCAAAGCGAUUCUGCGAUGCAUCAUUCCAUGCGAUGCUUCCAUAUUCUGAGUCCCGUCACUCUUUCAGGAAUCACUGCUUCUGGGUGGUUUGGAUAUGGCAUGGUGACAAGAGUUUGUGCUGCCCCUAGUGACUCCUGUGAUAUUAAGGGACUUUCCCAUCACCAGCACUGUUAACUUUUGUUAAAUGCCAGCACAAGAGGCACUUUUUCAAAGUUCCUCCGGCUUGGUUGCUGGAUGUUGUCAUGUCAACUGUAUUGGGACAAAAAACAGUUUUAUUAAAAAAAGUGUGAUGUUUGGGCAGGUUCCCAAAAUAAGUUCUGGCACCUAGUCUGGAAACCUGUAUUACAUCUGAUCUACCUUUCAGAGAUUUUGAGGAUGUAUAUCUGGCCACCAGGACUUGUACAACCCAUGCAGCUUCACCAGUGAGACUUUGCUAUAACUGAACAGGCAAGCUUCCGUUGUCUGCUUCUCUACUAUCUAAGAGCGUACUAGUGCCUUUUGGUGCUUGUGAAGUUGAUGAGCUAAAUGUUGGUGUUGACAACUUUCAGAGGAGUUUUCUCUGUCCUCAUAUUUGAAUGGGUUUCUGCAGGAUGGAAUUACUUUUUGAGUAAUGAGGCAAAUGGGUAGAGUCGUGUUUUAAUGUCUCUCUUUUAAGUCCUUGCUUGGCAUGUGUAAGUCAUCUGUGAAAUUGCUGAAAGAGAUAGAUGAAGGUGCUGAACUUGUAGAGAUCGGUAGACCUGUAGCCCCUGCACUUCCUGGCUCCUGUCUGAAAGCCACCAUAUGUUGCAGAAGCACAACAGAGAUACGAAGAACAAUCCUAUCUGUAGUAUCUUUAUAGUGACUUACCUUCACUUGCCUGGCAUUGAAUGCUGUGUGUGUGUCUGCAUUCGUUUGGUGAUGAACCUACAGCGCUUGAGCCCUAUUGAUGUCCUUAUUGAGUCCUCUAGCUUUUCUUAAUUUUGACUCCACUGCCUUUUUUGUGUUUUAGAAUUUUUUUCACUCACUCCCCAAACACAGACAUGCCGCGCUGGGAGAACACAGCAGCUACUAAACAGCAUUUGAGAGGAAAGAUGGAUUUAAUAGUCUGCUUGGUUUUGGUCUGACUCUGCACCACUUAAUCACUUGAAGAGUUCUUUGAGAAAGAUGACUCCUGUAAGUUCUGCUUUUUGCAUAUGGGUAUUUUAAAGGGAAAAACUUUCCCUUCCCCCCCCCCAUGUCCCCAGAUGGAAAGCGCAAUUCGUUCAGUGGUCUUAUUUUUAUUUUGCUGUUAUUAUUAGCAAUCUGUUUGAAUUGAAGCAGCAGGAAAAAUAAAACCCCUGAAUGAUCCAAAUGCUUUUGCACCUGAAAGAAUUUAAGGCAUUAGGUAGCAUUAGGUUGGCCACCUCACAUGGUGGUUGUGACUCAUUAUAGUUUCUGCCUGCUACUUAGCAAAUGGGUUUGGGGGGAGAAUGUGGAGUAGGAGCCAGGAAAAGUAGCAUCUGAAAAGGCAACAUUGAAAUCUGGCUGCCCUUGAUCAGGUAGCAAGCGCAGAACCCCAUUUCAUUUCAGAGCCGUUUUUUCUCCCCUUGGAACGCAGACUGCCCAGUUUUGGCCCUUUCCCGUUUUUUAGAGUAGGCUGCUGCAUCUUACUGUUUGCCAUGAUUUACCUCCACUUUGUCUGAAAUUUGGAGAAGUGGAAAAAAGCAAAGAGGAGGUAUCUGGAGUCCACAAUAAGGUUCCACAUCUGAGCCCCUGAUGGGGCAGAAACUUUGAAUGAUUUGCAGUCUGCUGUUUGAGGUGUCUUUCCUGUGCUGCAGUCUUAGGGAAUAAAGUCUAAGCCAGCCUUUCCCAACCUUUGGGUCCCCAGAUGUUGCUGGACUACAAUUCUUAUCAUUCCAGACCAUGCUGGCUGGGGCUGAUGGGAGCUGUAGUUCAGCAACAUCUUGGGAACUUAGAGGUUGGGAAAGUCUGGUCUAAGCUAUCUAGACUGAAAGUUUCCACAUUGUGACCAGCUUCUUUAGCUUCUUGGAGCCAAGGUAAGUGAACCAGUCAGUGUUAUGUCAAGGUAGGGUGGUCAGGUGCAAAAGAGAAGUGGGCUCCUGCACCUUUUAAUGGCUGUGUAGAAGAGGGCAUCUUCAGACAAACCAUACCUGCUGAAAUUCAUUCCACACAACUGUUAAAGGUGCCGGAUCCCUGUCCUCCUGUACACCAGGCCACCCUGCCAGUAGAUUGCAGGCUAAAUAAGAGACCUUUCUCUUCUUAAGAUUAAUUGAGGAACUAGUUCCCAGAUCCUCUAAAAAUCCCUGCAGUCCCACUGGAUCAAACUGUGCUUCUCUCUCUUCUUGUUACUGUAAAUAAAAAUUGUCGGAGAAGACAAGAGUGUUAAGAGCACUGGAUGCACAUCUUCUCUUUAACCUCCACUCUACUGCAGCAUAAACACUAUCCCAGAGAUCACCAAACCUUUUAGACCAGGGGGAACAUUUUGAAUGUUGAGAGAGUGCUGUGGGUGCCAGGCACAAAAUGGCUGUCAAGAGUGCACGGCAUAAACACAAGGCUGGGCAUAAUGGCACAGCAGGAGACAUACAAAAACCUCUGCAAAAUUUUCUCAUUUUUCAUUUGCCAUUUGGGCAGGGGUUUCUUUAACAUCCAUCUGUGCUUAUUCUAUAGUAGUAUUUGCAGAAAAUAACUUGUAGGAACGAUUAGGUCCAUCACCAGACACAUACAUCCUGGUUGCUAGGUAAAAAGGAAGGGCAAGCUACAGAGAUUCCAAGGACUACUAGAAAAUUAGAAGCAAGAAAAGUGCACUAAAGGGGAGGGAAAAACAGAAGUUCUUUAGGAACACAAGGAUUUGUGUUGCCUGGUGUUGAAAAAACUCACUUAUCAAUCACAGAUCUGACUUCACUCAUUGGCUAAAAACACUGAAAGGUUUCACAGAAAUUGCAUAGAAGGUGCUUGUACAUCUUGCUUCAUAACUUCCUUUCUAGAAGGGGUAGAGACUUUUUUUAAAAUGAAAGCUCAGAGUCAGGGGCACCUGCCUGUGAGCAACAGUGGAGACCUUCCCAGGUGCAGUGGCAUCCAUGAGCAGCGGGUUGGUGACUCCUCCACGCACACACACAAGCUGCUGCUAGUAGAGGUUUCUAUCUGCAGCUGAAAAGAUUUCUGGUGAAUAUAAGCACUUGUGUGUUAAGCUAAAAAGAAAGCAAAUACGUCUGUUAGGGAAAUUGGUAUUUGAUAAUACCAUUGUCUAAGAGUAUUUUAAUAUUAAAGCCACCUUUAGCUAAACACACUAGAACUUCCCUUUCUUGCAAGUAUUUGUGCUGUGAUUUCUCAGAGGUGUGCUUGUGUGUUUUUAAAGGUCUCAUGCAGUUUCUGGGGGGAGGAAAGGUAAAAUAACUAGGAUGCCAUCCUGCCUUUCUUCCCACUUCUUAUUUUUUGGAUACACUGUUAGUCUGUGGCAGCAUACAACCCUCUCCUCGGUUGGACAUUUGCUGUGGUGCUCCUUGCCAAGCUAAACAUACCCACAAAAUGGGUUAGCUGCCUUUUAGUCUUCUCAGUAGGCAUAAAUGUAAAGAAACAUUCACAAGUUUCACAAUGUGAACUGAUGCUAUGCCCUGUUCAGAAAGGCUUUUUUAAAAAGUUCUAACUAUGCCCAAACCAUGGCCAGAUUCCUAUGUACCAGAAAAGGGGAAAUACACCUCCCCCCCCCCCGUUUCCUCACAUCAGCUGAACAUCCUGCAAGAUAUGUAAAACUAGCCAGCUGAUUCUAAACAUCUAGGAUCUCUAAGCCAUUCAUGCUGCAUUUAGGUGGUUUCUGAACUGAUCCCACCUCCUCAUUCUUUGGCUCCUGGUCUUAAUGUUUCAGUGGCAAAACAAAGCAUUUUGAUGUUAGCUUUUUUGGUGUCUUAUAUUUGGAAGUUGUGGGAAGUGUACGUGUGAUGAGUUGUUCGGGGAGAAGGUUUGAAUUUUGAGAUCUUGGCUUUCAUCAUAGGUUUGUAACUGUUUUAUGUGUAUAUGUGUUGUUGGGGCUUUAAAAAUCUAGAUUUUUUUCUUUUUAAAUUGGGUACUUCCUCUCUGUAUUCAUCAUGGAUUAAGUUCAUGGUGAGACAUUCAAUUUGCAGGUGCAGUCUUCUGACACAUCCUCUUCUUAGCACACUGUCAAAAAAUGAAUUGUUACUCUAGUUGCCUAGAAGAAUGAAAUAAAAUUCAGAGAGAGAGAAUUAAUUUUGUUUUAAUUAAACUCAUUAAUUUUUUGAUUAACAGUCUAAUUUUUACCUGGGGUGGCAUCUAAAUCUAAUCUUGGCUGUAUGGGCUCAGGGCUGUAAUGACACUCUGUCUCCUCCCAUCAGUGGGAAACAGCGAAGUAGGCAGCAGGAGGAGGAGAGAUGCCAUGCAUCUGUCUAGCAUGAUCUGAAUGUUCUUGGAUCCUUAACACUGGACAUGCCUUUUGUUUGAAAUGUGUGAACCGGCACAUUAGGUUUUACCUGCAGCUUUUGCCAUAACUGUAGUGUUCGCAACUUGCUACUUAACUCAUGGCAGAAUAGUAGUCGGUGUUUUAGCUGUAGAGAUUCCUGUUCCUGAAGCCUCUUUAAAAGGCACUUUAACCAUUUUGAGCUAGAUCCUGAACUUCUAGUGCCAGAUCUGAGAUUCUUGUUUCCACGACACAAAGGGCACAAUUCAUGUAACAAUGAAUUUUAGCUGCACAAGAGAGACAUCCAAGACAAGACCUCACUUCAAAAUCCAAAACCCAGAUUUCUUUUUCUUUGAGAACCAGCUUAUAAGUCUGGUUUGCUUGUGGUUGAGUGCUUUUUCUUUUUUUCACCCUGCCUGGAUGCAACCAUCCUUUGGGCAGAUAAAGUUGCCUGAAUUGUUCACAACAUAUUGAAGCCUGAUGUGAAGCCUUCAGAGAGAGGCAUGUAAAGUUGUAGCUUUUGCUUGUGGCAAACAAUUCAAGUAACUUUGGUUGGAUCCAGCAGAAGAACAAGCCCAAUCGCAUGCAGAGUAGUUGUGUGAAAGGACCUUGAGAGUUUGCAGCUAAGAAACCGUGUUUGGCAAGGAAAUGAAAUGCGUCAAGGUGCAACUUGGUCAGUGUUAAAGUUUAAAGAAUAUUGGAUGGAGGCUUUACUGGGGUGAUGUGUCAACUCUCCCCUUCCAACCACAGUUGCCUACUGCCAUCCACAACAAGUUGUUGAUGAACUUUUGGUUGUGUGUGAGUGAGUGAAGCUCCCUUUUUGGUGACAUUUUAGCCAAGCCCUUUGAUUCUCAACUAAUGUAUGUUAUGCUGGUUUUUAAAGUGUGAAAAUGAUUUUUAAAAUAAGGAGCUAUUUGUCGUACAGUUUGACAUGUUACAAACAAACCUUUCUCCUCUGCCCUGUGUUCCUCAUCCCCACUCUUUCAUACUUCUUGUAUUGGUUCUAAUAAAUGGUUACUUUUCA
Messenger RNA from Rhineura floridana, 8112 nucleotides. RefSeq names its product chromobox 5 (gene CBX5). Bases 234 to 803 code for a protein of 189 amino acids. The transcript has 5 exons. Lineage: Eukaryota; Metazoa; Chordata; Lepidosauria; Squamata; Rhineuridae. Gene Ontology annotation, cellular component: pericentric heterochromatin; nucleus. Gene Ontology annotation, biological process: negative regulation of transcription by RNA polymerase II; chromatin organization. Gene Ontology annotation, molecular function: chromatin binding. The record is from RefSeq and is a predicted model, not a curated record.